Molecule: messenger RNA, 5497 nt
Organism: Salvia hispanica
Lineage: Eukaryota; Viridiplantae; Streptophyta; Magnoliopsida; Lamiales; Lamiaceae
Source: RefSeq, a predicted model, not a curated record
AUGUACUCGAAGUCUCCUCUCAGCGGAACGAAGAAGAGGCCUCAUGAGGCGUCGGGUGUGGAGGGGCCAGAAAAGAGUCGGCCUGUUGUGGAUUUGUAUGGUGAUGUUUUUGACAAUGUGAAGGUAAUGACACCCCCCAUGAAGUUGAACAAAAGGCCCCGUGAAGAGACACCGGGAAAAAGUUCAAGUGGGACUGUUCAAGCCAAAGAUGAUGGGUGUGAAAUGGUAUACAGGUUUCGUGUACUACUUCCGAAUGGCACUGCUGUGGAGCUCAAAAUGAGUGAGCUGCGCAAAGAGAUGCCAAUUGAGAAGUUCAUUGGUAUAGUUAGAAGAGAAUAUUCUCUUCUAGCCAACCAGAAGACGUCCUUGGGACAAAAGAGAAAAAUCAAUUGGGACUACCAGGACCUACACUUCACAGAUACACAAGAAAAUAAGAUAAAACUCAAAAUAGAUUUCCAGAAAUUCUUGCCCAACAUCUGGCACUUGCUUUGGCUUCAUGAUGGAUCCCUAGAGCCAGAUGAAUAUGAGGACAUGUGGGAUCUUACCCCAGAUACCGAUUUGCUUAAAGAGUUACCCGAUGAUUAUACAUGUGAAACAGCUCUGGCUGACCUGAUAGAUAAUUCCCUACAAGCUUUAUGGUCCAAUGGCAAAGGAGAAAGAAGAUUAAUUAGUGUGCAAUUGGAGCCUGGGAAAAUUUCCAUUUUUGACUCAGGUCCAGGAAUGGAUGGUGCUAAUGGGAACAUAGUCAAGUGGGGAAAAAUGGGAGCAUCUCUUCACCGCUCCAUGAGAGAAAAAGCAAUAGGGGGAGAACCUCCAUAUCUAAUGCCUUUCUUUGGAAUGUUUGGUUAUGGUGGUCCAGUAGCGGCAAUGUGUUUGGGAAGGCGAGCUGUUGUUUCUUCAAAGACAAAGCAAAGUAACAAGGUAUUUACAUUACACAUGGAAAGAGAAGCAUUAGUAAGUGCCUCCCAUCUGGAAAACUGCUGGAAGACCAAAGGAGGUAUUAGAGAUCCUUUGAAAGAUGAAAAUCUGAAAUCUCCACAUGGAAGCUUCACAAAAGUUGAAAUAUUUGAUCCCAAGCCAAAAGUGAAGAAUCUGUACAUAAGGCAAUUGCGAUGUAAAUUGAAGGACAUAUACUUUCCUUAUAUCCAGUGUGAUGAAAUGUCAGGAAAGACAAGUAGACCGAUUAUAUUUGAGGUAAAUGAGAUGGACUUAGCUGGAAUACAAGGUGGGGAAGUUGCCACUACAAACAUGCACUCAUGUAAUGGUCCCGAAUUUGUCGUGCAAGUUCAAUUUAGUACCACUGCAGAUUCUUCUACAUUGGCUGGUCAAAAUCAAAGAGUGUCUGCUACAGCAAAUGCAAGUCUGAAGUGUGUUUACUUUCCCAUAGUUGGGGGUACAGAAAGUAUACAGAUGAUACUUGAUAAGUUAAAUGAAGAUCAUUGUGGAAUCAAAGAGAGCUUUGAAAGCUUCAGUCAUGUAUCUGUUCGAAGGUUGGGCCGUCUCCUGCCAGACGUUCGCUGGGGUUUGCUUCCUUUUAUGGAGCCCAAACAUAAAGUAGGUGAAAGAGCUAAGAUUCUUAUGAGAUUCUGCUCUAGAGUGAAAUGUUUCAUAGAUACUGAUUCCGGCUUCAAUCCAACACCUCAUAAGACAGAUUUAGCCCACCAUCACCCCUACACCAAGGCUCUAAAGAACUUUGGCAAGAGAUCAGAUGAUGAUAGAAAAGUCAAAAUCUCUAGAGAUGGAAAGGCUUUGACAUUCGGUCAGCUACAGACGCUAUAUAAUGAUUGGAUUAUGGAAAUGCAUGAUCGUUAUGACGAGGAAACUGAUGAUGGCCUGGAUGAACCCAUACUUAUUGUUGGUGCUUCGAAGGAGAAAAAGAAUAAAAAGCUCGACCUCAAAUCUAUGCUGAGGGUUCAUAAAGAGAUCCAGAGGAAGGGCAUAUUUUGGAAAGCUGGUAUGAAUAUCAAAAUUUUAAGGGGAGCGUGUGCUGGAUGCCAUAACAACAAUGUGUAUGCCACACUUGAGUAUGUCAUCUUGGAAGGGCUUCAAGGGGAUGCUUCUGGCGAGGCUCGACUAAUUUGCAGGCCACUUGGUCUUCCCGAAGAAAAAGCAUGCCAUCUUUUAGUUAGGGAGGGGAACUGCACUAUUGACAUUAACGACUCUUGCGUGUUUCCAAUAAGAAUAAUUGAUUCUGACAAGUGCUUACCUGUUGAUGACAUUGAAUGGAAAGCAAAGCUUGAGGCGUUCAAGCAGAAAUUGCCUGCUGCCAUAGAUUUAUUAAGUCAGGCCGAUUGCCAAGAAUUGGAGAUUGAUGGGGGAUUGCCUAGUCUACUAAAUGCCGGAGAUUUUCUUCCGGAUAACAUUGUUGCUGUUGUACGUCCGUGUUCUUUUAAUAAUGGAAAUAGCUCUAAGAGAUUGGACCAAAAGUUCAUUGUUAGAGAUAAUCAGGAAAUGAUUCUAGAAAUCGUCAAACAGAGAGCUAGUGAUGGUGAAGCUGGAAAUAGGGAGCAUGCUUAUUCUGUGAGGCAUCCACCUGAAUCCUAUAAGGGGCUUCAUGGUCUAUAUAUAUUUCCAUUGGGCUCGAGACAGCGCCUGCUAUGUGAGGAGCCUGGCAUCUUAACUUGUUCAUUUUCACUGAAAGAUAUCAAGGAUAUUAAACUUGAACAUAAGGUGCAAGUUCAGGGGCCAUAUGGAAUAGGCAGAUGGGUAGUCUUAAAUCAUGAUGAAAAUGAACCGUACACCGUAAGGGUGGGUUCUUGUUGCAGAACUCUAUCUGUAGUUUGCCUUGAUGAACACAAGAAACGCAUCAGAUUUAAAGGUUUUCCAGACUUGCUCAUCAAGCUCACCUCAAAUGGUAGAAAUCUUGCUCAAGAUUGUAGAAAGAAAGUGGAAAUUACACCAGACAAGUUAACUAUGAAAAUUAAGGAUAUUUUCAUUUCAAGCAGUGAAUUAGAUCAUAUCAGGCCAAAUUAUGAAGCAAGGUUACUCCUAAGCACACCAGAUAAAGCAUUUUCAGUUGCUUUAACAUGUCGAGUUAUGCCCGCACCUCCGAAAAAGAUCACUGUGCAUCCAACUGAACUACGAAAACAGUUACUUCCUGGCCAGAUUAUCAAGGAACUUGCACUAGAAGUGUUUGAUGAAUAUGGCAACCAUCUAAAAGAAAAUGACCUCAUUUUGCUAAGAUUAGAUGGGUUGUCCAUUCAAGAUGGAAGUGGAAUCAACUGUGGUCUUGUUAUGGAGAGUAAAAAGAAGGUUGAUGCUAAUGGCCGCGUUGAUCUGAGCAAUCUUCUUAAAGUUUCUGCCGGAUAUGGCAAAAGAGUUAUGCUUAGUGUAAUGUCAAAAGACGGAGUUAUUUUUGAGCUGCGGUUUCAGACAGAAGUAAGAGAGCUACGAGCACUGCAAAAGGUUUUCAUGAACUAUGAAGCAGGUUCCCUGUUAAAGGAUGUUGCAUUUGAGAUUGUUGAUUCUGAAGGAAAGGUUGAUGAAAGGAUCCACGAUGACGAUAAACAUGGGCAGUCUCAUACUCUGACAAUCAAGUGCAGAUCAUUUCGCAUUGAUGAGUCUGUGAAAUACAGGUUCCUCAAUGGAUGUUGCACUGUUCCCUCUAUUCCUCUCCCUUGUGAAGAAGGAGCUGUCUUCUUUGAAGCUGUGCAUUCUCGUCAUCCGGAACUAAAGUUUGCCAUAAAGGUUAUUGUUCAGAAGGCGCGGCAAAAGAAUCGUGAUUAUGUGAGAAAUGUGAGAAAUCAUGUGGAUAUAAUAGGGAAUCACAUACAUCAGCCCAAAAAUUCAUUUGAAAAUGAAGCAGCUCCAGAAAUUUUGCCGAGUCAGGUUCAUCUUGAGAAACAGCAGCAAGAGAAACUUGACAGUGCCAUGAAUCCCGACGAUGUAGGAAAUCCAAUACUUUCAACUCCAAUAUCAUCAGAACAUGAACAUAACUUCCCUAUCUUGCCUUCCUUGAGGGUAUCAGACGUUAUGAAUGAGAUCUCCUCUCCGCAUAGUUUAGGGAAUCCCAUACUAUCAACCCCAAGAUCAUCUGAACACGGACAGAACCUCCCUGUCUCACCGCCCUCAAGGGUAUCACAAGUUAUGAAUGAGACCUUUUCACCGCAUAGUUCUGGGAGUCCUUUCCUAUCUAGGGUUUCGCAAGAGAUGAACAUGACCUUUUCUCCGCCUAGUUCAUGUAAUUCAAUAUCAACCCCAAGUUCAUCCAAACUAGGAUUCCUCCCGGUCUCACCUUCCUUGAGGGUACCACAAGUUAAGAACGAGAUCUUAAGUCCGCAUAGUUCAAAGGGGUGUGUAUCGCCCAUCAGUGAUUCACCCCCUUUGAAGACUCCGGAAUUGGAUACACACACUCAGAGCAGAAAUCCAGUUACAUUAUGUAGUAAGGAAAGUUGUUCGGAGCAGGAGCUAGAGGAUGAUCUUAUUAACAGUGCAAUGCAAAUGUCAAGUCAAAUGGAUAAGUUAGAGAUACAACGGAGUACUCUGUCACAAAUCCAGCUAGAAAUAUCGCAGUUACAAGCUGUGAUAGCUCCUGAUCUUGGUACCAAUGCAUUGAACGUAUGUGGCCUAUACCCGACUAUGAAACAAAUAGAAAGCAGAAGUCAGACAGCAGCUGCUGCAAUCUGCAAAAUGCUGGAAGAUGAUCUAGUGUGCAAAGGCAUUGUGGGCGUGGUGGCACUUUUGGGAACAGUUGAAAGCUUCGAGCUCAGCAGGAUGCUGGCACUAUUUCUCGGUGAGGAUCAAAUGCUUGCAAUUGUUUGCAGAAACUACGCAGCCGCACAAUCUCUAGACGCCAACACCCUGCACAAGUUGGCCGACUACAAUGCAUUUUGCCUCGAGGACAUCAGGCCAAGAUCCAACGAGCCAAGCAGCGAGCUUCUACCAUUGCGGGACCCGACCUUACCAAAUGGCAGCGCCCAUCAUGGUUUCCUUGGCUAUGCAGUUGACCUGAUUAACAUAGAACCGGACCGUUUACAUUGGAGAACCACCAGCGGCCAUGGCCUCCGCGAGACUUUAUUUCAUCGCCUUUUUGGGAAGCUUCAAGUCUAUAAAGACAGGGAGUGCAUGAUGGCAGCAGCCCAAUCUUGCAUCGAGGGAGCUGUCUCGUUAGAUGGAGGUGUCCUGAGAGGGAAUGGACUCCUCUCUCUAGGCCUUCGGGAACCAAAAAUCUUGUUUCCAGUGAUGAAGAAAGCUACGCAUGCAGAUACUUUGAGAAAGUUGGCAGCAAAAGAGAUGGAGCUGGUGAAGAUAAAGCAGCGCGUGGACGAGGAACUAGACGUGUUUCGGCUUUGCCAUGAGAAGUUUUCCAUCUGCCAACAAAAGUACAACAGCUACAUGUCUCAGACUCAUAUAUAGGAUCAUAGUGUCUUCCCUUCCCAUGACAUAUUUUGUUAUUUAUAUACUGAUUGGCAACGGCGUAGAAUUAUUGCUAAUCCGCUGCUAACCAUUUUAUACAAGCAGAAUUAUGACAAUUACCAAUGAAAUUGUCCGCUAGUAA